AUGUAUUCCCUCAACCGCGACGAGAGUCACUCGUAUCCCGACCCUUCCCAACGGAUCUACCCACCUCAUCUUCGCUCUUACCCGCCGCCCCCGAUUGUUGACGCGCCUUAUGACCGCCAUUAUAUGGACUACCGAGCCCUGACCCCAAUAUCCUCCGCAAGACUUCCAGAAAUUUCUCGCAUCGAUACUCAGCACUACUCUCGACGCGAGGAACACUCUCUCGCAAUGGUUCAACCACUGUCAGCUACGUCAGUGGAGAUGUCCACAGAUUCCGAGCCAUGGUCUCCCACACAGCCGGUCCGGCCCAAGAAAUCGCGUAGAGAAAAGCCGCAUAUAGAGCUCGCUCCUGACCAGCCACCAACAACACAGGGUAAGCCUCGAGCGAGGGUUUAUGUCGCUUGUCUCCAAUGCCGCAAUCGUAAAAUCCGCUGCGAUGGCGCGAAACCCGUCUGCCAUAAUUGUGGAAAGCGCAUAGGAAACAACGAAUGCAACUAUGAUGCUUUGCCAAAACGUCGAGGGCCAGACAAAAACCCAGGCGCUCGGCAACGCAUUGCUCGCAAGGAUGGUGAGGCCCCACCACCAAGACGGCGUCGAGCUACAGCAUCGUCGUCGUCUGAUAUUCACGAUGACCCAACCACUUCGUUCUCAUACCCUUCCCCGACGUCAUCCAGCGAACAUACCCAUUCUCCGGAAGAAUACAUAGUUUCCCCUCGUGAGGUUUCGUACAUGAGGUGUGCCUGUCAUGGCUUGGCUCAAUGUCCCUCUACGCGUGGCUUGGGGCAUGCCGUUCCCGGUCCACAGAUUACAGUUCCCUAUGACGUGAAUCCUCCGCCUCCAACCUCUCUCUCUUCACCCUCCUACAUUACCAAUUCCGACGAACAUAACGACGGUUAUUCCACCUUGGUUCAUGCAUAUUCUACGCGAGAGUACCCUUCUGAAAUUAUCUCCUUUUCGACCAUCAUUAGUGAACCCUCCGUGCAGUUUUCUCGCAAAAUAUGGUGGGACAACCUACUGUCUCUUUACCUUUCGCCAAACCCGUUUGGCCGUGUCGACCACGUUUCUGAUUCGCUGCGGACCCUGGCAUCCCAAGGAAUUGCAAACGAUUUACGCUUCCUCUUCCAAGCUUCCAACUACUGGUUUGCUUUCCUUCAUGCACCGACAUUCUUUGCAAGUUUUCAUGACCCCGUGAAGCGGGAAGAGAUGCAGCCCAGUCUCAUCUACGCUAUUUUAGCCAUCUCAACUUUCUGGCAAAGCUCCGAAGUUGGUCUCGGACAUCGUGGGCGAGUACGGGCGCUCCGGUUCAGAGAAGAGGCCCAAAGUGCUCUAGAAGCAAGUUACAAUGCUGGACGUGUUGACGACACGCUGGCACAAGCAGCAUGGAUUCUGGCGAUGUUCGAAAUUUGUGCCCAUCCCAACCAUACAACCGAUCGAUCCACGUCUGCCAUGGUCAUGCUCGAUUCGCUUAUUCGCUCGUUAUCUCUGACAAAGAUGGACAAAAACGACCCCAACGCCUCGGUUUUCUAUCCUGGGCAAGUUCCUGAAGUUCCGUCACCGCCGCAUCAUCUCGUAAGGUCUAUGGACAACCAGUAUGAUUAUCCCCUGGCAAAUCCGUUGCCUAGCAAUCGGACUUGCUCAUGCUUGUCAUUAACCCUCAAAGAGCAAUGGGCACAAACCAUGGAGGUCGCCCCAUUGUGGGCGCAGACUCCGGCAUGGAACUCAGAAUGGUCGGAGGCAGAGCUCAAGCAAGAGGCUUGUCGUCGACUGUGCUGGAGCGCUAUGAUUCUUGCGGCGGGCCACAGCAACUACUCGUAUACUAGUCGCACAAGAAGUAUGGAGCUCUUUAUUUCGGAUCCUUCGAAUUAUGCACUUCUGUUUUCUGGAGAAUCCGUCACUCAUUCGCCUGCCGCCAAAGACACGGUCUGGGCUCUACACGACCGCGCCUUCUUGCUUUGGCACGCUUGUGUCAGGAUGCGUAACAACUCGUUUGCGUCAAUGACAGCGAAAGGUCAGUUUGCGAUCAGGACCUGGCACGAGGCAGACGCUAUCGAGGACGCACUGAAUCGGCACACAUGCGGGAUAGAGCGUUCUUCAAUAUAUCUGGGCAGAGAAUACAUAUUCAACACCCGGAUGUGCAUCACCUAUGAAUUCCAGCGCUUCGUUCCCUUGGUGUCAAACAACGCGUCUCAGCUGUUUGACAGGCAAAAGGCAGAAGAGUGGUGUGAGUUCUUUGGCAAUCCAGUUGAAUAUACUCAUGUCGGACAAGUAUCACACCACGCGAUGGUUGCUCAGAGCCUGACUACUAGUCUUCACACCGUCACUGGACUUGAAACGCUCAAUCUGUCGCGACGCCCAUUCUUUGUCUUCUGGUGCUUAACACUUUGGCACACCGAUAACUCCUUAACUGUGGCCCUUGAUGUAUGCAAGAAUCUCCUGCCCGGAAUUGACUUCCUGACCGCGUUAUGGCCUUGCACAGAACAGCGCCAACGAUACGAAAAUCUGAGAGACCGUAUCCACGACACCUGUCUUCUUGCGCAAGUCGCACCACCUCCCCCUAUCAAUCUAACCCUCCCACCCCGACCUGUUGUCGAUGAAUUUCUGUAG
Molecule: messenger RNA, 2601 nt
Organism: Mycena indigotica
Lineage: Eukaryota; Fungi; Basidiomycota; Agaricomycetes; Agaricales; Mycenaceae
Product: Zn(2)-C6 fungal-type domain-containing protein
Exons: 10
Coding region: 1-2601 (866 amino acids)
Biological process (GO): regulation of DNA-templated transcription
Cellular component (GO): nucleus
Molecular function (GO): zinc ion binding; DNA-binding transcription factor activity, RNA polymerase II-specific
Source: RefSeq, a predicted model, not a curated record